AGAAGAAGAAGGAAGCUGAACUCCGUCACAACACUUGGUUUAUUUUGCUCCAGGUGUUUUUUUGUAGUAAUUCCGUCUCUGUCUAGUUUCGUGGAAAUUCCACUCCCGGUUUAUUUAUAUUUUUGUUGGUGUGGGGGGAGGGAAGGUGGGGUGCGGGAUUGUAUUAACGGAGUAGAGAGGUAGGUGUAUUCGGGAUACAAUAAUUACACAAUUGGUUGUUGAACCGAGACACUUAUCUGUGAAACAACGGGCCUGUACAGGGCACCCCGGUUGUCGGUUAACCCGAACAGCCACCAUGAGCUCGGAGCAGCAGGGCGACAGCGUGGACCCGGAUGAGUCGCAGGACGGGUCUAACAACACCACCAGGGUGUCGGACCAAGACCAGGACCCUGAGACAGAUGAUUCCUCCGAUGAAAGCAAGACACCGGCUUGUCCUCCGCAGAGCAGCCGAGAGGAGACUAACCCGAGAAGCUCCAGGGCGGAUUUUAUAACCGUAGAGGACAAUCCCCGGUGUCAACCGAAUGUACAAGUGUCCUCGGGUCAAGGGAGUACCACUACGACUGGUCCUGGUUCUGGUUCGGUGGAGAGUAACUCCAACAGUCUGUUCUCCAUGCUACAGAGCAGGACUAUAAGGAGAGGGCUGUUCGUGGAUCCGUCCAGGGAUAACUUUAGGACAAUGACGAAUUUGUAUUCUUCCAUGAGUCCGGCUGCAGACUCGGUCAACCUCAGUACCCAAACUCAUGGCGCAGUAUUUAAUUUGGAAUAUUCCCCCGACGGGUCUGUCCUGACUGUGGCUUGUGAGCAGACAGAAGUUCUGCUGUUCGAUCCCAUCUCUUCCAAACACAUCAAGACCCUGGUGGAGGCCCACGAAGACUGUGUCAAUAACAUCAGGUUUCUGGACAACCGUUUGUUUGCCACGUGUUCUGACGACACCACCAUUGCUCUGUGGGACCUGAGGAAGCUCAACUCUAAAGUGUGCUCUCUGCACGGUCACGCCAGCUGGGUCAAGAACAUCGAGUAUGACACCAACACGCGACUCCUCGUCACCUCUGGCUUUGACGGCAACGUCAUCACCUGGGACACCAACAGGUUUACAGAGGAUGGCUGCCCCCACAAGAAGUUCUUCCACACGCGCUACCUGAUGAGAAUGCGUUUGACCCCAGAUUGUUCCAAGAUGUUGAUCUCGACGUCAUCGGGCUACCUGCUGAUCCUUCAUGACCUGGACCUCACGCAGUCUCUGGAGGUGGGCAGCUAUCGUAUGCUGCGGGCCAGACGCACUCCCCUCAGCCCAGAUGGCUCAGCGUCUGCAUCGAGGUCAAGUGGAGCUCCUCGACAGGGUAACGACUCCAGCAAGAUCCACCCUCACAGAGAAGGUCUCUCCCCCAGGAAUAGUCUGGAGGUGUUAACUCCAGAGAUCCCAGGAGAGAGGGACAGGGGAAACUGCAUCACCUCUCUCCAGCUUCACCCUAAAGGCUGGGCUGCCCUCAUCCGCUGCUCCUCCAACAUGGAUGACCAGGAGGUGAGUCACCUGACCCCCCAAAACCCCCAGGAGUGGACAUGUGUGUAUGAGUUCCAGGAUGGUUCCCCCACACGUCCCCCAGUCUCCCCGCGCUGCUCUCUACGUCUGACCCACUACAUCGAGGAGGCUAACGUGGGGAGGGGCUACAUCAAGGAGUUGUGUUUCAGCCCUGACGGGCGGCUCAUCUGCUCCCCCUACGGGUACGGAGUGCGACUGCUAUCCUUCGACGAGAACUGUAUGGAGCUGUCUGACUGCCUGCCCGUCCAGACCAGCUGUCUCCGAGAAGUCCGUUCCAUCUACUCCCAUAGUGAUGUGGUCCUCACCACCAAGUUCUCCCCGACCCACUGCCAGUUGGCGUCGGGCUGCCUCAGUGGCCGCGUCGCCCUCUACCAGCCCCGGUUCUAACAGCAGGGCUGUCCCAAAUGGGCCCCCCCCCUCUGUUCCCUAUGGGGUUCUGGUCAAAAAGGUAGUGCAUUAUUUAGGGAAUAGGACGGACGCCAUUUUUGGGACACUCCGAAUAAUCAAAGUAGAUGUUUUAUUCAUUAGGUAUCAAACGGAAGAAACCGGACUGAAACGGAGAGACUACCUUGAACUUGGUUUUUUUUUUUGCUACCGUAUUACCCUGAUGCAACUGUCACCAACAUUUUUUUCUGAGUCAAGGACACUUUCGCACUCCAAAAGCAAGCCCAGGGUCAAACGCUCAACAUUUCUU
Molecule: messenger RNA, 2231 nt
Organism: Salmo salar (Atlantic salmon)
Lineage: Eukaryota; Metazoa; Chordata; Actinopteri; Salmoniformes; Salmonidae
Gene: dcaf10
Product: DDB1 and CUL4 associated factor 10
Cellular component (GO): Cul4-RING E3 ubiquitin ligase complex
Molecular function (GO): protein binding
Source: RefSeq, a predicted model, not a curated record